Messenger RNA from Neurospora crassa OR74A, 2867 nucleotides. Its product is annotated as thymidylate kinase. Gene Ontology annotation, biological process: dTTP biosynthetic process; dUDP biosynthetic process; dTDP biosynthetic process. Bases 258 to 1187 code for a protein of 309 amino acids. The transcript is spliced from 2 exons. Lineage: Eukaryota; Fungi; Ascomycota; Sordariomycetes; Sordariales; Sordariaceae. Gene Ontology annotation, cellular component: nucleus; cytoplasm; cytosol. The record is from RefSeq and is a predicted model, not a curated record. Gene Ontology annotation, molecular function: ATP binding; dTMP kinase activity.
CAGAAUUGUCCACUUACAACUGCAGCUUCCUCCCGUCCCCCGCGAACCUUGCUGUCCCACUCCGUCAUCUUAUCGCACGAUAAGAGCUUGGGUCGAGUCCAUCACCAGGUCGUCCAUCAUCGCAUCAACACUUGCAUCAAUUCAGUCCGUCCCACCUUCCAGUUCCACCCUCUCAACUCCUUUUUAACCAUCCCUCCAAUCUGUUGCAAGAUCAAUUGAUACCUCACACAAACAUAAUCCCGGAAGCAGACCACACAAUGGCCUCAACAACCACAGACCCAACGCCAGCCACCCAGUAUGGCGGCAACAACAACCCCAUUGCCCGCGGCGCCCUAAUAGUCAUCGAGGGACUCGAUCGCAGCGGCAAAACGACCCAAGUCAAGCUUUUGGAGGACCGCUUUCUGAAAGCCGGGAAAAAAGUCAAGACCAUGCGAUUUCCCGACCGAACCACGCCCAUAGGCCAGAUGAUCGAUUCGUACCUCAAGUCGCAGGCGCAAAUGGACGAUCAUGUUAUUCACUUGCUGUUUAGUGCCAAUCGAUGGGAGGCUGUAAAGAAAAUCACCUCGGAACUAUCCCAAGGCACCACCCUCAUUCUCGACCGCUACUACCACUCGGGCAUCGUCUACUCGGCCGCCAAACAAAACCCUUCCCUCUCCUUAUCCUGGGCGCGCGCCCCCGAAAUCGGUCUCCCGCGUCCCGACCUGGUCCUCUUCCUCGACCUCGACGAAGAACAAGCGCGCUUGCGCGGCGGGUGGGGCCACGAGCUCUACGAGAAAGCCGAGAUGCAGCGCCGAGUAAGGGAGUUGUUCUGGGGAUUGUCGCUGGGGAGGGUGGGGACGGUGACGGUGCCGGUUGGUGGUGUUUCGGCCUUGGGUGGUGCUGGGACGGGGGGUGAGAAGAAACGGGGUGGGGAGGAGGUGAAUAAGAGGGAAGCGGUCAUGCUUGCCGAAGGACCAACGGAGAUGGAAGAGGUGGCGGUUGGAGCGCCGACGCCACUGGCUGGGGCUGCGGGCGGUCCGCAUAUUGAUAGGGAGUAUGCGUUUAGGCAGGAGGAGGAGGAUUUGCAUGUUAUUGAUGCGAGCGCGAGCGUGGAGGAGGUGGCGGAGGAGUUGUGGAAGGUGGUGAGUGCGAGAGUAGACGCGGUGGAGAGGGGGGAGGUUGGCAAGGUUGUGAGGAGGGUGUUGUGAUGGACACGAUGUUUUCUUGGGCGUUCGGCGAUUGGGUGUGUUAGCUGUUGGAUCAUAUGAUACCGAGAUCAAAAAGGACAAAGCUGGAUGUGAUAAGUCCAUCUCAUGCCAGUCCUAUGAGACGAACCUUGAAAAUUAUGAGCUGAAAAUAUCUACCUGUGUCUAAAGCUCUACAUUUACCCAGGCGAUGGUAGAGUUGGACCUUCCCUUCCAGUCUCUUUCUUGUUGUCUUUCUCCUCCAAACCAAAUCGCCCCCGAAAAAGUUAAGCAUGGACUGAGAGGAAUGUUGAUGCAUUAAGGUUGGAAGCAAGCAACAUAGCGAACGCCAAAAGGGGAUAUAAUGAGAGAUUAUAUAGACAAACAUGCCAUACUGUGUUUUUUUCUGAAGAAGUAGAUUUCUCGCCGCCCCCCGCCUUGAUGUUGAGAUCCUCGCUGUUAUAUGAAUUUGCCCGGUUGAAGCCCCCCUUGAACGCCAGAUUGAUGCAAAAUGUUUGCAUGCUUGAAAGAAAUAUGUGAAGAAAAUUGGCAUGCCGUUGAGGCAGAUCCCUGUGUGGGUAUGUAAAGAUCCAGUUCCCUGUUUGUACUUUUCCUCCUUUUUCCCUUUUCCUUUUCCCUCUUCCCUUAUCUUUUGUUGAAACCAGUGUCCCCAGCUAGACCUGGCCGCGCUCGACUAAAGGGUUAUGUCCGAUGGAAGCACGACCUGCUCGUUAGGAAAGCACGUUUAGCGGUUGACGCCAAUCAAGCUCAAGAACUCGAGCCUCGUCUUCUCCCUCGACUCAAAGCACCCCAACACACAGCUGGUAAUGGUACUGCUCGUGGUCUUCUGAACGCCUCUCAUGACCAUGCACAAAUGGCUGCUCUCCAUGACGACCGCGACACCCUGCGGCUUGAGGAUUUCCAUAAUGGCAUUCGCCACCUCCUUGGUCAACCGCUCCUGGAUCUGCAGCCGGCGCGCAAACAGCUCCGCAAUCCGCGGCAGCUUGCUAAUGCCAAUCACCGCGUUGCUGGGGAUGUACCCGAUAUGCAUCUUGCCCGUGAAGGGAACCAGGUGGUGCUCGCACAUGGAAAAGACCUCAAUGUCCUUGACAAUCACCAUCUCGUUGUGGCCCUCCUGGAAGAUGGCCCCGUUGACAAUGUCGCGCACAUUCUCCUGGUAGCCCUUGGUCAGGAAGAGCAUGGCCUUGGCGUAGCGCUCGGGCGUGGCGAGGAGACCUUCGCGGUCCGGGUCCUCGCCGAUGCAUUCGAGCAGGGUCCGGACGGCGCCCUUCAUCUUGUCGAGGCGCUCCUGCUUUUGGGCUUCGGUUUCCUCCAGACGCUCGCGGGUGCCACGCGAAGGGCGACUUAGGCCGUCAAAGUCGAUGACGGGCGAAGGAGAGCGGGUCACGGAGGUGGAUGGGGAGACUUCUUCGGUGAUGGUGGAGGGGACGGCGGCGGCGGCGGUGGAGGAGGUGGUCUUUCUCUUCUUCUUCUUGGAGGGCGACUCUUCGGGCUUGUCCGAGGGGUCGCGGGCGGGCUUGCUGACGCUGGAUCGCCUCUCGCCGCUGGAGUGGGCGCGCUUCUUGCUGCUCUUCUUGUCCUUCUUGUUGUUGGUGCCGUUGGCGAUGGGGGGACUGACGGAGCCCGAGGGGCUGUCGGAGCCGUCGCGCGUCGUCUCUUGAGCCAUUGUGUAUGUAUGUGUAA